Fusarium odoratissimum NRRL 54006 is the source of this 3564-nucleotide messenger RNA. RefSeq lists its product as uncharacterized. The record is from RefSeq and is a predicted model, not a curated record. The coding region runs from base 869 to 1582 and encodes 237 amino acids. Lineage: Eukaryota; Fungi; Ascomycota; Sordariomycetes; Hypocreales; Nectriaceae. The transcript is spliced from 2 exons.
UCUCCGAGAGCAGCAUUCACCAUACGCUGCUGCUUAAGGAUUGUCUGACCCUUGAAAGCAGGGGAUGUGAUAUCGAUGGCGUACAUGCUCCCACAACCACCCGAGACAUCUUGGACAAGUAGUUCAGUGGGUUGAAGCUUCUCGGAGAGUAUCUCGGCGAUGGCAGACUCGGCGGGGCUCAUGGAAGGCAGAUCGGGCUCUUCCUCAACGGCAGCGGAGAACCGAGUGGUAGAAGUCGAGAGAAGUCUUCGGGGCGUUGAUGUAGGUAUUUGUGUUGUAAUGCGGGUGAUGGUUGUAGGAGCGCGGACAAGUGUGCGCAGAGGCAGACGAGCAGAGCGCAUUGCUGCGCGGCGACAAGUAUUGCAGAUCAUUGUGUUAGAGUGCAAUUGAAUCAAUUGGCUUUUGCUGGAGGAGAGGGUGAAAGAAGUUAAUGACGAUGGUGGAGUUUGAGUCUGGACCGAAGUUGGGAUUACCUAAUUGGGACACAUGGAGAAGGAAAAAUGUGGAGGGUUUGUAAUCGAGCGAUCACGGUUUGUUGGCCGUGGGUCGAAAUGGAGUGAAUGCUGUUGUUUUACGGAGUAUUGCUUCAAUUGAUCUACACUCAUUAAUACAGGGUACAGUACUCCGUAGUAUUCACCAAAGAGGUCUAUUCAGUGAGGGAUUGAGUGUUGUAGAGCCAUUACUCAGUUCGUAUUAGAUAGACCACAAGCCUGGUGGGACCGGAAAACUAUUGGUGCUGUACGACGCCUUUUCAGACAAUCUUUUCCAACCAAUUCGACUCAUUCUCCAGCGCAUUUUAUCCAGUACCCGAGUCCACCAUCUCACCUGAGCCCGUCUCAUUUCAGCUAGAAAAUUCACCCAAUCCAUCAUGCCACGCAAGACUCGAACACCCGAGUCUCUCGCUCUCAAUCGCGAGAACCAGCGUCGCUCUCGCGCAAGACAGCGUGAAUUACUCGACGAUCUGCAGAAUCGCGUGCGUGAGUUUGAGCGUCGCGAUGGUCAGGCUACGCUGGAGAUGCAGCGUGUUGCGAGGGCUGUUGCUGGGGAGAAUGCUGCGCUGAGAGGUUUGCUUGCUGCGAAGGGCGUGUCGAUUGAGGAGGUUGAGGCUCAUGUUGAGGCUGUGAGGCACGGGGAGAAGAUGGUUGCGAGAACGGGUGUGGCGACUGUCACGCCCGUUUCGACGCCGUCUUCCAAUGCUUCGCCUGUUGUUAUUGCCUCGAGACCUAUGCCGUGCUCUCAGCCUCAGGGAUGCGCUCCGGUGAGGGAAAAUAGUAACCCUCCGUUUGCGAUUCAGCCCAAGAUGUACUCGCCGCCAACACCUGCUACGACUGCUACGUCUUGCACAGAAGAAUCAGGCUGCUGUCCUAGACCACAGCCUGCAUCGCAGCCACAGCAACAGCCCGGACCCCAGCAACCAAAAUCUCCUGACAAAAUUCACUGUAUGGAAGCCGCUACAAUCCUGGCUCAAAUCAGAGGCCAAUCAGACAUAUCUCAAGCUCGAGCUGUUCUUGGAUGCGCCGAAGGCGAAACCUGCAUGGUCCGCAACACGGAUUUGCUCAAUUUGAUGGACGAGAUGACCUGAUACUAUGUUUCACUACAUAUCCCAAAACUCAGUUCUUCCAGUUCCAUCUAUCAGAAACCCACCGAAGGAGAUACACCAACCCCAAAAGCACCGGAACCUCAAUCAGCGGGCCAACCGUCGCCGCAAGCGCCUGGUCGCUACUCGGUCCGAACGUGGUAAUAGCCACUGCUAUCGCAAGCUCGAAAUUGUUACUCGCCGCAGUAAAGCUCUGCGUUGUAGAGAGAGGGUAUCCGAAACCAGCAUGUCGAGAUACCAGAAGUGUUGCGAAGAAGAUUAUAACGAAGUAGACGAUGAGGGGGGCUGCGACGCGUACUACAGACACGAUCUGAUGGACCACUUGAUGGCCUUGGGAAGCGAAGAGGAUGAGGAUGGUGUAAAGAAGGCCGAUGAGAGACCAGGGGGAGAUGAUGCGCAAAAAGACACGCUCAUACCACUCUGGUCCGGCCAUCUUGCGCAGGGAGAAGCGAGUGAUGAUAGCUGCGCCGAGAGGGAUGCCGAGAAAGACUGCUACACUGGUUGCAACGGUUGAGUACGACACCUCAAGAGAGCCCUCCUCUCCGCUGAUCACCGAGAUAAAGAACACAGACAUUGGCGCGUAUAGAGCCAUCUGCAGUAUCGAGUUGAUGGCCACAAGGAUAGCGCAGUAUUCGGCGUCACCGCCAGCAAGACCGUUCCAGAUUAAUACCAUGGCGAUGCAGCGUGCGAGGCCUACGAGGAUAAGACCGAUGCGAAGUUCGGGCUUGUCUGGGAGGAAGGCCCAUGCCAGGCCGAGCUGUCAUCGUCAGAAUAUUGUAUGUUUGAGGAAAUGGGGCUAUGGGUUACCAUCAAAAAGGGCGCAACUAUCCAGUUGAUGAAAAUGCUAAAGAGAAUUUGCUUCCAGACGUCCCGCUGGGAGAAGAUCUCGUGGAGACUCUCAUAUCGAACUUUGCAGAGGAUGGGAUACAUCAUAACGAGCAGGCCGACAGCUAGCACAUCUGAUAAGUAUACUUGUACCACCGGAUAAGCUGUUUAUAUACCUAUUGGAACAGAAACGCCAACAAACUUGCCCUUCUCAAGAGCCGGUCCAGUCGAAGGGACAAAGUUGCCCAAGAUAAUACCGACUACCAUGGCGAGGAAGAUCCAUACUGCUAGAAAACGGUCGAGCCAGCCAAGGGAUUUGAAAGCCGAGACGUUUUCCUUAUUUUUCGGUUCUUCGGAUGGUUGUAUAUUGCGCUCGGUAUCGUGAGUAGAGGAUUGCUCCUUUGUACGAGGAUCUCGUUCCGACAUGGUGUCUUCGUUUAUGUCUGCCGUCUUCAAACUAUGAUGUUGUAAAGUUUCAGGCUUAAUUUUGCAUUUGAACAAGGGAGAGUGUUAUAAAUUAAUUAAUGAUUCACUGGGCAGCAAUGUCGCAUUUCUUAUUUUCUGGUCCAACCUUUUUGAACAUUUCACACACUCGGCACGGUGCAGUGAACCAAUCACAGAUGGGGCAUGACACAGUCCCUCCGGAGACGGCGCCGGAGGCACGGAGCUUGUCUCGGCGUAGCCACAACGGGAUUUUCUUUAUCUGCCGGAUCAUUAUAGCUGUGAUAAGGCUCAAAUGCCGUUUGUAAGCUUACUAUGCAGAUGCUCACUACAGCUUGGUCAAGCGCAAGACUUUUACCCGAGCGCAUGCUCCCCCCUUCUCAGCAAAUUCGUUCAUGGUCUUCUGGGUGGCUGGUUAGUGGUAUCUGUGAAUCAAUUACUGUUGUCUUGGAUAUUGUGCCGUACAGAGUCGUGCGUUGAAGUUGAAUCGGUAUUGUGUGACUACACGCGGGAACAAUCACGAGCAACGGCGCCGCACAACGGGCCUACCGUUCAACGGUGAUACAAAACGUGGUGUAUGUGCCCGUUGCGUUUUCUCAACGGUAAGAGUCAGUUAUAACAAUGAGGCACCAAUUCAAUGGCGUGUGCAAGAGAGUAAAGUUGCGUUCCAUAUCACACCAUGAUCAAUCAAUCACCUCAUG